UCCUUGCCGGGUGACACAUGCAAGUCUAAUGGCAGAAAGCAACAGGACCACUGAGGUUGCAGAACUUAUCUUGUGCAAUAAUGAAGCAAAUAUUUAUGAUUGCAAUCAAUCAGAUCCCAUGGGAUCUCAAAUGCCAAUCCCACUGACAGACGCCUGGCUGGUGCCAGUGUUUUUCAUCCUCAUUAUGUUUGUAGGUUUGGUGGGUAACUCACUGGUCAUCUAUGUAGUCGUCAAAAACCAGCAGAUGAAAACUGUUACAAACGUCUACAUAGUUAAUCUUGCCACCACAGAUAUACUUUUCCUGGUUUGCUGUGUUCCUUUCACUGCCACAUUAUACACUCUUCCUAGCUGGAUAUUUGGGGACUUCAUGUGUCGCCUGAUCAAUUACCUGCAACAGGUAACUGCACAAGCAACCUGCAUCACUUUGUCUGCAAUGAGUGUUGAUCGUUUUUACGUGACGGUCUACCCUCUCCAGUCCCUCCGUCAUCGAACACCACAGAUGGCUCUGUCUGUAUGCACCACGAUUUGGAUAUGUUCUUUGCUGCUUUCAGUGCCGAUAGCGUUGUAUCAGCACACAGAGUCUUCGUUCUGGUUCGGUCCACAGACAUACUGCACCGAGGCAUUUCCCUCUCUCAUUCAUAAGAGGGCUUACAUUCUUUACUCCUUCUUGGCUGUUUACCUGCUGCCUCUGAUCACCAUCUGCAUGUGUUACACCUUCAUGCUGAAACGCAUGGCUCAAGCCACGGUGGAACCUGUGAAUGGCUGUAACCAGCUUCAGACGCCAGCAGAACGGGUUGAAGCAGUGCGGACCAGAGUAUCCAGAAUGGUGGUUGUAAUGGUGCUGCUGUUUCUGCUCUGCUGGGGUCCAAUCCAGAUUCUCAUUCUCUUACAAGCAUUCUGUUCUGAAGAUGUGAGUCACAGCUAUACACUCUACAAACUGAAGAUCUGGGCUCACUGCAUGUCCUAUUCCAAUUCCUCCAUAAACCCCGUCAUCUACGCCUUCAUGGGAGCCAACUUCAGAAAGGCCUUCAGAAGUGUGUUCCCUUUGAUCUUCAAAAGGAGCGCAAGAACAACCCAGCCUCUCCCCACCUAUAACAGAGAGAUGAACUUUCUUUCAUCCUGACCCUAAAGGGUUUUUGAACUGGUUAUGCAUAAUUAUACCUUUGAAAGGCAAAAUCAAUGAUACUUUAUGAAGAUGCUCUCAGACCGAAACAAUUCCCCUGGAACAUUCAGUGAUUCGUUUAUUACAUUUUUUCAAACAAUCCUUUCAAAUUAUGAAGCACUGAAUGUAUGCCCUUGUGAAAAAGAAAUACACUUCAGUAUACUUUUAUGGAAAUAAAAUACUUUAAAAU
This is a messenger RNA of Sinocyclocheilus rhinocerous, 1352 nucleotides long. Its product is annotated as G-protein coupled receptor 54-like. Lineage: Eukaryota; Metazoa; Chordata; Actinopteri; Cypriniformes; Cyprinidae. Gene Ontology annotation, cellular component: plasma membrane. Gene Ontology annotation, molecular function: G protein-coupled receptor activity. The coding region runs from base 29 to 1123 and encodes 364 amino acids. The record is from RefSeq and is a predicted model, not a curated record. The transcript is spliced from 5 exons. Gene Ontology annotation, biological process: G protein-coupled receptor signaling pathway.